This is a messenger RNA of Acanthoscelides obtectus, 3395 nucleotides long. Lineage: Eukaryota; Metazoa; Arthropoda; Insecta; Coleoptera; Chrysomelidae. The record is from the annotation of a GenBank genome assembly.
CUCUGACCCUAAUCAUUAUUUGUUAACGUGAGGUUACACUUACCCACUUUCUUCAGUCGCCAAUUAAUGGGUUCACAAUAAAGAACCCAUUUAGUUUCCUUUGAAUUUCUGUUAAACUUUCAAAAAUGCACAGAGCAGUAUUUCGCGUCUCUAGGCGCAUGAAUAAAAAAUUGACGAGUGUAAGAUGGUUAAGUGCAGCUAAAGCGGAGGGGCCUAUGUUCCCCCAAAAAGAAGAUUUUCCUGGCAGGCAUAUAGGACCUAGAGAUGCCGAUAUUAUACACAUGUUGGAUAUGCUGGGAUUUAGGAGUCUGGAUGAGUUAACAGACAAAGCUGUACCAAAAAGGAUAAAACACAACAAACACUUAGAUAUUUCAGAGCCACUCACUGAAUACGACUUGAUCAACAGGAUAAGAAAAAUCGCAGAAAGAAAUCAAAUAUGGAGGUCAUAUAUCGGUAUGGGAUACCACAAUUGUUGUGUCCCACAUACCAUCAUGAGGAAUAUAUUUGAAAAUCCUGGAUGGACCACUCAGUAUACGCCGUAUCAACCUGAGGUAUCUCAAGGUAGACUAGAAGGCCUACUAAACUACCAAACGUUGGUAUCUGAUCUAACAGGCUUAGAUGUGGCGAACGCGUCCCUAUUAGACGAAGGUACCGCUGCUGCAGAAGCAAUGUCAUUGUGUUACAGACACAAUAAGAGGAACAAGCUACUGGUUUCGAACAUGUUGCAUCCUCAGACCAUUUCAGUCGUUGAAACCAGGUGUAGAUCACUAGGAUUAACAGUGGAAACCAUCGAUGUAUUUGAAGCUGACUUCUCGAAUAGAGACGUAGCUGGAAUUUUAUUCCAGUAUCCAGAUACGGAAGGAAAUAUCCAUGAUUUCAGUGAGGUGGCUGAUAAAGCUCAUGAACAUGGAACCUUAGUAUGUUGUGCCACAGACUUACUAAGUUUGACGUUGCUCCGACCACCUAGUGAAUUUGGUGCAGACAUAGCAAUAGGCACAUCACAACGUCUAGGUGUACCUUUAGGAUACGGAGGACCACACGCAGGCUUCUUCGCUUGUACUCAAAAUUUGGUGAGGCUGAUGCCCGGCAGGAUGAUUGGAGUAACAAGAGAUGCUUCGGGAAGGGAUGCAUACAGAUUGGCGUUGCAGACUAGAGAACAACAUAUCAGAAGAGAUAAAGCUACAAGCAACAUUUGCACUGCACAAGCUCUAUUGGCAAACAUGUCUGCUAUGUUCGCUGUGUACCAUGGCCCCCAGGGUUUGAAAGAUAUCGCUACUAAAAUUCACAAUACUACGUUGGUAUUGCAACAUGGUUUGGAGCACGAUAAUAAUAAGGUAACCAAUCAGCAUUUCUUUGACACUUUGAGAGUGGAACCUAGACUGCCAAUUAGUGAAAUCAAAGCUAGAGCACAAGAAAAACAGAUCAAUCUUAGGUAUUUUGACGAUGGAGCUGUGGGUGUGGCUCUAGAUGAGACAGUGAACUUUGAGGACAUCAACGAUCUUUUCUACGUAUUUGAUUGUCCACAUAGGGUAGAAAACUUAAAAGAUCAUCCUAGUGUACGAGAGAAAGCUGUAUAUCGCAGCGAGUUCAAAAGGACGUCCGCUUUUCUGACACACCCUGUAUUCAAUUCACACCAUUCUGAGACGAGGAUAGUCAGAUAUAUGAAGGUUUUGGAGAAUAAAGAUGUUAGUUUGGUUCAUAGUAUGAUUCCCCUUGGUUCAUGUACGAUGAAACUAAACUCUACCACUGAAAUGAUGCCAUGUUCCUUCAAACAUUUCACUGACAUACAUCCGUUUGCUCCUUUGGAACAAACUUUGGGCUACCACCAACUGUUCGCCGAGCUUGAAAAGGACCUCUGUGCUAUCACAGGAUACGACAAGAUUAGUUUCCAGCCCAACAGUGGCGCUCAGGGAGAAUAUGCUGGGCUGAGGGCUAUUCAUUGCUACCACGAGGCAAGAGGUGAACCGCACCGCGACGUAUGCCUGAUCCCAGUAAGCGCUCACGGAACGAACCCAGCAAGUGCCCAAAUGGCCGGCAUGACAAUCGAGCCGGUCAAAGUGCGACAAGAUGGAACCAUAGACGUAGUCGAUCUCAAGACGAAAGCGGAGAAGUUUAAGGACAGGCUGUCCUGUGUCAUGAUCACCUACCCCUCCACCAAUGGAGUAUUUGAAGAGACUGUGGCUGACUUGUGCGAUAUUGUCCAUCAGAAUGGUGGACAGGUUUACCUUGAUGGCGCCAAUAUGAACGCCCAGGUUGGAUUGUGCCGUCCAGGAGAUUAUGGUGGUGAUGUUUCCCAUCUGAAUCUCCACAAAACCUUCUGCAUUCCACAUGGUGGUGGAGGCCCGGGUAUGGGCCCCAUUGGAGUAAAGUCUCACCUUAUUCCUUACUUACCAGGUAAAUACUUUUAUCUUGGGUUUACUUAUCAGGAGGGCAGCAGUCCGUUCGGAGCAGUUAGUGCGGCUCCUUGGGGUUCUAGCGCCAUUUUGCCCAUUUCGUGGGCCUACAUCAAGAUGAUGGGACCAAGAGGAUUGAAGAAAGCCACGCAAGUUGCAAUACUGAAUGCUAACUAUAUGUCAAAGGUAUUGGGGCCCCACUACAAAACCCUCUUCAAGAGCUCAGUUUCAAACCUUGUGGCACACGAAUUCAUCAUCGAUACGAGGGACUUCAAGAAGACUGCUAAUAUCGAACCUGCCGAUAUCGCUAAAAGACUGAUGGACUUUGGGUUCCAUGCUCCGACUAUGAGCUGGCCAGUUCCUGGUACCCUUAUGAUCGAGCCCACGGAAUCUGAGGAUAAACAGGAAUUGGACAGGUUUUGUGAAGCUCUGAUAUGCAUUCGUCAAGAGAUCCGUGACAUUGAAGAAGGCAAGUUUGACAAAAGGCUGAACCCGUUGAAGAUGGCGCCCCAUACGCAAGAGCAAGUAGUCAGUGAAAACUGGGAGCGACCUUACACCAGAGAACAAGCCGCAUUCCCUGCUGAAUUUGUAAAGCCUGACACCAAAAUUUGGCCGACAGCUUCAAGGAUUGACGAUGUUUAUGGAGACAAACAUCUUGUCUGUACAUGCCCACCGAUUCUGGAUGAAUACAAUUACUGAAGGUUCACACACUGAAAGCUCAAUCAUAAAAUAAUGCAAGGGUCUAUGUAAUAACAUUUCGUUUGUCGAAGAUACCUUGUAUGAGAUACGCGUACAGGUUGUCAUGUUCGUAACUCGUGGACUUGAAGAUUGUUUAAUAUUUCAUUGAUUUUGUUUCUUUCUGCCAUUUGUUUUGACAUCUUCAUAUCUAUAUAACGGCGAGAAAGUUUAGUUUCAAACUGAUAACCGUCAUCUUGCCAGUUGUUAUUUAUGGAAACUGUUAUUUGAAUCACAUUGAUUCAGAAAUAAAACCUAUAUUAUGUA